GUUGGUUCCUGCACUACAGGUAGACCUGUGGCAGCCUGGCAGCAUCUCGUACAUCUCAAAGGGUGCAGUUACGGACAUACGUGUAUCAAGGAACAAUUCGCAAAUUCUUCUACCUUACCUACAAGAAGCAAACAUCCGAUAUACAGUCCUCAUAUCUGAUCUGCAAAAAGCAGUAGAAAAGCAGAGUGGUUUGGGGUCAUCCAGGAAUCGUAGAUCAUUACCAGGAUACAGCUAUGAAAUAUAUCAUUCACUGGAGGAAAUUCAAAGUUGGAUGUAUCAUCUGAACAAAACUCAUUCAGAUCUUGUCCACAUGUUCUGUGUUGGCAAGUCAUAUGAAGGAAGACCACUUUUUGUGCUAAAGCUAGGCAAAAGAUCACGCCUUUACAAGAAAGCUGUCUGGAUAGACUGUGGAAUCCAUGCAAGAGAAUGGAUUGGACCAGCAUUUUGCCAGUGGUUUGUGAAAGAAGCUCUCCAGACCUAUAAAAGUGACUCAGCCAUGAGAAGAAUGUUAAAUCAACUGUAUUUCUACAUCAUGCCUAUUUUUAAUGUGGAUGGAUACCAUUUUAGCUGGACCCAGGAUCGAUUUUGGAGAAAAACAAGAUCAAAGAAUUCAAGAUUCCGUUGCCAUGGCGUAGAUGCCAAUCGUAACUGGAAGGUGAAAUGGUGCGAUGAAGGGGCUUCCACCCACCCCUGCGACGACACAUACUGUGGUCCUUUCCCUGAAUCUGAGCCAGAAGUGAAGGCUGUAGCUCACUUUCUUCGCAAACACCGGAAGCAAAUGAAAGCUUACUUGUCCUUUCAUGCGUAUGCCCAGAUGUUGUUGUAUCCCUACUCUUACAAGUAUGCCACUAUUCCAAAUUUCAGCUGUGUGGAAUCUGCUGCUUUUAACGCUGUAAAUGCCUUGCAGUCAGUUUAUGGGAUAAGAUACCGAUAUGGCCCUGCCUCCAGCACUUUGUAUGUGAGUUCUGGCAGUUCUAUGGAUUGGGCAUACAAAAAUGGCAUCCCAUAUGCGUUUGCAUUUGAGCUGCGUGAUACAGGGCAUUUUGGAUUUCUACUGCCGGAGACCCUAAUUAAACCAACGUGCACAGAGACCAUGCUGGCUGUUAAAAAUAUAACCAUGCAUCUGCUGAAAAAAUGUCACUAGGGUUUGCAGCAAAGGGCCAAAACUGUAUUUCUUUUUAACUGUCAUUGAAAAUGUUUAUUACUUAGACAAUGUCAUGUCAAUGGAGCCUAGAAUCUGUCCUGCUGGUGGAGCUAAUCAAAGUGGGGGGGGGGGGAGAUGACAUUCACACUACAUGUAGGUUGAAGAGUAUGAUACAUAUUCAGGGCUAUGUGUAUAAUGGACUCAUACCACUCAAGUGUAGACAUCGGUUUUGAGCUGGAAAGAAUAUGGUUUGGCAAGGUUGAAGAAAUUCUAAGAGCUGGGGAUGAGAGUACAGCAGAGACGGGGAAUCUGUAGCCUUUAAAUGUGGGACUCUAACUCCUAUCAGCCACAGCUAGCAUGACCAGAGGUCAGGGAUGAUGGGAGUUGGAGUCCAGUGUGAUUUUCUUUGGACAGUGUAUGAAAAAUAAAUGUAAGCCCUGUCAAGGAGGGGGUCGCUUCCCCGAGUCCUCCCUCCAAGCUACUAAUCAAUCACACACAUGCACCGAACGGGUUACCAGGUUUUAUUGACAUCUUCUCUUCCACCAACUACAGAGCAUCAAAUAGCAAGUCUAA
Molecule: messenger RNA, 1717 nt
Organism: Lacerta agilis (Sand lizard)
Lineage: Eukaryota; Metazoa; Chordata; Lepidosauria; Squamata; Lacertidae
Gene: CPA6
Product: carboxypeptidase A6
Exons: 9
Coding region: 272-1144 (290 amino acids)
Biological process (GO): proteolysis
Molecular function (GO): metallocarboxypeptidase activity; zinc ion binding
Source: RefSeq, a predicted model, not a curated record